CAUGAAUAUUACAACAUACGUAUUAUACAGUGUAUACACACUAACACACACACGCACGCACACAUUCUUAGCCGACGACAUACUCUUUAGAAAAUAGUGUGUCCGGUAAAUAUUCGUUGAUUACCAAAAAUAUAAAGUUUGCGAAUUCUAUUUUCUUGUAAAGCUUCCGUUGGGGAUUUUAUCCGUUCGAUAUUUGUUUAGUGCCCCUCCUACCGGUUAAUCGUACAACGUAAAUUUACGUACGUACGCGGAAUAAUCGCAUACCAUCAUCUACACGUCUGCCGCUGUUGUCGCCGUUCAACCCAUCAAUUGUUCGUGUUGUUGUCAUAUUAUCAAAAAGAAACCAAAUCUGAACUGCCGUUUCUCAAAAACAACAACAGUUUUGUGUAUUGCUCGGACAGUAUACGAAUCAUGCCAAUAUCUUUGUCGUACAGCUGAGCACACGAUCUGCCGCCACUGUUGGAAAAUGUUAUAGCAGGUACCGAUAGCUUAUUAAGAGUAAUCGGGAAAGAAUUUUGGACAGUUCAAUACGAUCAAACAGUAACAGAUAGAUAUUUUAGUCAAAUGGCAUUGCCAAGUCGAGCGCGGGUUUACGCUGAUGUCAAUUCUCAUAAACCAAGAGAGUAUUGGGAUUAUGAAUCAUAUACUGUUGAAUGGGGGCAACAAGAUGACUAUCAAUUAGUAAGGAAACUUGGUAGAGGUAAAUACAGUGAAGUUUUUGAGGCAAUUGAUGUUACAAAUAGUGAAAAAUGUGUUGUUAAAAUACUGAAGCCUGUAAAGAAAAAGAAAAUCAAAAGAGAAAUUAAAAUUCUUGAAAACUUACGAGGAGGAACUAAUAUAAUAUCGCUUCAAGCAGUCGUAAAAGAUCCUGUAUCUCGAACACCAGCUCUUAUUUUUGAGCAUGUAAACAAUAUGGAUUUCAAACAACUCUACCAAACUUUGAAUGACUAUGAUAUUAGAUUUUACCUCUAUGAGUUGCUCAAGGCAUUAGAUUAUUGUCAUAGUAUGGGUAUUAUGCAUCGUGAUGUAAAGCCACAUAAUGUGAUGAUUGAUCAUGAAAAUAGAAAAUUGCGUUUAAUUGAUUGGGGUUUAGCUGAGUUUUACCAUCCAGGUCAAGAAUAUAAUGUCCGGGUAGCUUCCAGAUAUUUUAAGGGUCCCGAAUUACUCGCUGAUUAUCAGAUGUAUGAUUACUCAUUGGAUAUGUGGUCUUUGGGUUGCAUGUUAGCAAGUAUGAUUUUUCGGAAAGAACCAUUUUUCCAUGGUCAUGACAAUUAUGAUCAACUUGUACGUAUUGCUAAGGUUCUUGGAACAGAAGAACUAUUUGAAUACUUAGAUAAAUAUCAUGUUGAAUUGGAUCCAAGGUUUUCAGAUAUACUAGGAAGACAUUCAAGAAAACGAUGGGAACGUUUUGUGCAUAGUGAAAAUCAACAUCUUGUUACACCAGAAGCUUUGGAUUUCUUAGACAAGCUUUUACGUUACGAUCAUUUUGAAAGGUUAACUGCUAGAGAAGCAAUGGAUCAUCCAUAUUUCUAUCCAGUAGUAAAAGAACAGUCAAGAAUUAACUUGGGUGCAUCCUCAGUAUCUCCAACACCAAUAACAGCUGGAGGAAAUGGCAUAACAUCGCCAAAUGCUGUUGGUGUACUUCAGUGAGAGUUCCUCGACGAAACAUGCUGUUUUUUUGCUUCUGGACAAAGUUUUAUUAAUAAAAAAAUUAAAACAACACCUUUUUCUCAGGAAUAUCACACUUAAAAACAUUUUUGUUUAUUUUUAUUUUUUACUUGUAUUAUUUCUAUUAAAAAAAGGUUAUUAUUUAA
Molecule: messenger RNA, 1814 nt
Organism: Daktulosphaira vitifoliae (grape phylloxera)
Lineage: Eukaryota; Metazoa; Arthropoda; Insecta; Hemiptera; Phylloxeridae
Gene: CkIIalpha
Product: casein kinase II subunit alpha
Exons: 9
Coding region: 565-1650 (361 amino acids)
Biological process (GO): protein phosphorylation
Cellular component (GO): protein kinase CK2 complex; cytosol; nucleus
Molecular function (GO): protein serine/threonine kinase activity; ATP binding
Source: RefSeq, a predicted model, not a curated record